AUGGAGACACCGUACACCGAUCAUCUCUCCGCGGCGGACUAUGAGCAUGUCUAUGAGCCGGCGGAGGAUUCUUUUCUGUUGCUUGACGCGCUCGAAGCAGAUCUGGAGUUCUUAGAGAAGCAGCUGCAGCCGCGUCUGUGCGUCGAGAUUGGUUCGGGCAGUGGUGUUAUCAUCACUGCGCUGGCCAAGCGCCUCUCCCACGCCGCCCACUGCCUCGCCACGGACAUUAAUCCACGGGCCUGCGAGGCAACCAGACGCACUGCAUCCCGCAAUGGUGCCAAGUUGGACAGCGUUCGCUGCAAUCUGACAAAUGGAUUGCGACGACGUUGCGUCGAUUUGCUGCUCUUCAAUCCGCCGUAUGUGGUGACCAGUGAUGAGGAGCUGCUCCACCAGCAAGGGAUCUCCUCAGCCACAGAGCGUAAUCUGGUCUAUUCGUGGGCGGGGGGCAGGCGUGGGCGAAGGGUGACAGACAUUUUACUGGAGCAAUUGGAUGACAUACUAUCACCUGGCGGCGUUCUCUACUUGCUGCUGCUGCACGAGAAUAAACCGGAUGAAAUAGUCCAACAGUUGGCAAGACUCAAGUUUAAGGCUGUUAAAUGCAUGGAGCGACAUAUUCCCGGUGAACAUCUCUAUAUACUUAAAGUAGCUAGAAUCGUAAAUUGAUUUUAUCAUAAAGUGCAAUAUUUAAUCUA
Molecule: messenger RNA, 692 nt
Organism: Drosophila grimshawi
Lineage: Eukaryota; Metazoa; Arthropoda; Insecta; Diptera; Drosophilidae
Gene: HemK2
Product: methyltransferase N6AMT1
Exons: 1
Coding region: 1-663 (220 amino acids)
Biological process (GO): methylation
Cellular component (GO): eRF1 methyltransferase complex
Molecular function (GO): S-adenosylmethionine-dependent methyltransferase activity; protein methyltransferase activity; nucleic acid binding
Source: RefSeq, a predicted model, not a curated record